UCCCCGCUCUCGAUGGUGGCACGGGUCACGUGACGGGGGCGGGGGUGGCUGCGCGUUCCCCUCUACUGGGAGGGAACCUGCUACCAAAGCCGAGAGGGGAGGGGGGGCUCGGCCACGGGCGGGGGGGCGUGUGCCAUGUCUCUCGAAGACCCAUUUUUUGUUGUCCGAGGUGAGGUGCAGAAGGCGGUGAACACGGCCCGCGGGCUGUACCAGCGCUGGUGCGAGCUCCUGCAAGAGGACGCGGCGGUCGGCCGCGAAGAGCUGGACUGGACGACCAAUGAGCUGCGGAAUGGCCUUCGCAGCAUCGAGUGGGACCUCGAGGACCUGGAGGAGACCAUCGGCAUAGUGGAAGCCAACCCAGGAAAGUUCAAGCUCCCAGCCGGAGACCUGCAGGAGAGAAAGGUGUUCGUGGAGCGGAUGCGGGAGGCAGUCCAGGAUAUGAAGGACCAUAUGGUCAGCCCCGCAGCCAUAGCCUUCAUGGAGAGGAAUAAUAGAGAGAUGCUGACGGGCAAGCCAGUUGCCCAGAAGUCAUCCAGCGACCUGCUUGAUGCCAGCAUGGCCUCAGCCACCUCUCGUUACCUUGAGGAGCAGCAGGCCACACAGCAGCUGAUCAUGGACCAACAGGACCAACAGCUGGCAAUGGUGUCUGGGAGCAUCUGGGUUCUGAAACACAUGUCCAGCCGUGUUGGGGAGGAGCUGGAUGAGCAGGGCAUCAUGCUUGAUGCCUUCGCUCAUGAGAUGGACCACACCCAGUCCCGGAUGGAUGGGGUCCUCAGGAAGAUGGCCAAAGUAUCCCACAUGACGAGUGGUAAGUCCCUCUGGGGAGGCAACUGGGGUGGUGCUGGGGGGCACUGCAAGGGUGGUACCCCAUCCCCCUGUAACCUCUGACCCUUUUGCCCCCAGACCGCCGACAGUGGUGUGCCAUUGUGGUGCUGCUGGGGGUGCUUCUUCUGGUUCUCAUCCUGCUCUUCUUUCUCUGACCCGGGCCCUCCCAAGGGCGCCGGUCCCUCCAGCCCGGGGAGUUGGCAAGGUCCUGCCCGCCCUGGGAGAAGUGGUUCCUUCCUGGGGAGCUGUCCCAAGGUUCUCAUCCAGAGCCAGUGGAACCCUCAGGGCCCUGGGCCAGAGCCCCUGCCACUCGUCCUGUCUCAAGUGCGCUUAGGAGGUGGUAGAGGUAGGGGAACCUCAGACACACUCCUCCCCACUUCUACUCUGGUACCCCAAAGCCCCUUGCUCCUGUGCCUUCUACAUGUGCCAAUUUGGAAAUAAAAGCCCAGCCUUUUUUAUA
Neomonachus schauinslandi (Hawaiian monk seal) is the source of this 1285-nucleotide messenger RNA. RefSeq names its product syntaxin 10 (gene STX10). Gene Ontology annotation, cellular component: endomembrane system; SNARE complex; synaptic vesicle membrane. Lineage: Eukaryota; Metazoa; Chordata; Mammalia; Carnivora; Phocidae. Gene Ontology annotation, biological process: Golgi vesicle transport; intracellular protein transport; vesicle fusion. Gene Ontology annotation, molecular function: SNARE binding; SNAP receptor activity. The record is from RefSeq and is a predicted model, not a curated record. The coding region runs from base 136 to 888 and encodes 250 amino acids. The transcript is spliced from 7 exons.